Penicillium cataractarum is the source of this 2136-nucleotide messenger RNA. Its product is annotated as Zn(II)2Cys6 transcription factor. Bases 1 to 2136 code for a protein of 711 amino acids. The transcript is spliced from 4 exons. Lineage: Eukaryota; Fungi; Ascomycota; Eurotiomycetes; Eurotiales; Aspergillaceae. Gene Ontology annotation, molecular function: zinc ion binding; DNA-binding transcription factor activity, RNA polymerase II-specific; DNA binding. Gene Ontology annotation, biological process: regulation of DNA-templated transcription; DNA-templated transcription. The record is from RefSeq and is a predicted model, not a curated record.
AUGAAUCGCGAAUACCCAUCGGACCAAGCUGAAAACGAAUCUGCGCUGUUCAACUACGACUCGAGUGUCCCCUCCCACACACAGCCUACUGAAUUCCACUUCACUGAGAUCCCCCUCCCUGGCCGUGACGACUUGGCCACCGGCGACCAGCCGAAUACUAAGGUCCCUAUCCCUCGAAACCCGCAGCCCAUUAGCUGGGCGAGCAGCAGUCGAGUCAGUCGGGCCUGCGAAAACUGCCAAGAGCAAAAGGCUAAAUGUAGCGGACACCGUCCCGUCUGUCUUCGUUGCAAGGAUGCUGGCCUCAGCGAUCUUACCGCACAGUUGGAAACCUACAAAACUCUCUUGAAAGACCUCUAUCCCAGACUAGACAAGCUGUCGGCCCGCCAUGUUGACCAGACUCUUAAGGAGUUUUCAGAUCCUUUCACGCCCCACCCUGAUCCCGAGGGCACGCCCUUCACCCUCGGGGCUAUCGACUACACUGAAGAAGAUUUUAACAGAGAUGAGAAACUCCAGGCCAUGGGGUUUGUGGGCGAGCACUCGGAGGUGGCCUGGUUGUACAGACUUAAACUGGACCUGGACCAAGACACCACGACACCGGUCCGCACCUCUUUCGAUCGCCCUUCUAUCUCGUCGGUCAACUACUUCCAAGAUGAGCUAGAAAUCCCUGUCCUCGACGAAAUAGACCUUUCGACCCGCCCUCCUCAAAACGUCGCUAGUCAACUCAUCAACGGCUACUUUCAUUCGGUGCACCCUGCCUUCCCGAUCAUUGGCAUGACCACAUUUCUUGGUCAAUGUAACUCCUUCUACAUGAAUCCCAACGUCCGGCCUGGCAAACGAUGGUUGGCGGUGUUGAAUUUGAUAUUUGCUAUUACAGCGAGACGUUUGCUGCUGAUGGGCCAUUCGCCCCACGCGGAGGCGGAUAGCCAUUUGGUAUACUUCACGCGGGCGUGGCGCCUCGGCAUCGACAAUCUAGCGUUGCUUUCACACCCGGACCUACAGCAGGUCCAAGUCGAGGGUUUAACAGCCUUCUAUCUUCUGUCCGUCGGACAGGUUAACAGGUCAUGGAGAAUUAUUGGUAUUGCGAUCCGAUCAGCCGUGACUAUGGGGCUCAACCUCCGUAGCGAGAGCUCUAUCAUUGAUCACCUUUCCAAGGAGAUAAGAUAUCGGGUGUGGUGGGCGCUAUUUAUGUUGGAUACCGUGCUAUGCGUGAUGACCGGCCGACCGCCCAGCACCAUUGAGUCCUUCUGCUCUACGCCUCUCCCGUUGCCGUAUACCGAGCAGGAAUUCAGCAAUGAGCAGAUCAUGCAGCUUAUCACGGAUCAAGAAGCCCGGAAUGUGUUGAUGUCUUCCCUGCUUUCCACGGAGCCCGCGAUUGUAGCCAGGGAGAGCCUCGUUAGUCACACCCGUUCCGCACAGUUGGACAGCAAAAGAAAGCAGGUCGAGCGGAAAGCUCAGACUCUUGCCCCAAAUGGUUCGCUCUACUUUUUGUACGCCGUGGACUUAGCGUUACUCACCCGCGAGGCCGUGGAAACUCUGUACGCGCCUCGAGCGAAGAGACGAUCAUGGUUAGAAACUGAAAUCAAGAUUUCUACCCUUAAUAGCAAGGCCGACAGAUGGCUUUCUCGUCUUCCGGCGGAAUUCCACUUCGUCGAACUCGAUACAUCGCGGCCUUUUGCUUGGGAGCGUGCCAGUCUAGCCUUUCGCUUCUACACCACCAAGCUAAUUAUUUCACAGCCCUGUCUUCGCCACCUUGCCAACUUACCCAUUGCGACCUUUCCCGGCGCUGUGUGCGAUACCAUGGCUGCUUUGUGUGUUCAAGUUGCAGGACAGAUUCUCGAUCUUCUGCCUGAUGAGGUAGACACAGCGUGGUUAUACGAGAUAUCCCCGUGGUGGUGUAUUCUUCACCACAUCAUGCAAUCCAGCACGAUACUUUUGAUCGCGCUAUUCACGCGAAUCCGGCCCAUCAUAGCCAAUGCGGACAAAAUGGCAGAGAGGGUAAAGAAAGCCACUCGGUGGCUGAACAAAAUGUCAGCCAAUGAUACCUCCUCUCAGCGAGCUUGGCUCAUCUAUAAGGAUCUUCUCUCGCGCCACGCCUCUAAACUUGGAAUAGAAGUUGACCCUGGGCUUUGUCUAUGA